AGCUGGUGAUUAUCGUUUUAAAAAUCUUCAAAAUAUAGAGAAAUUGGAACGAUUAUCGUUUCGCCGACAUUUGGCGUCUUCUGAGCGACAACCAUGCAGUUGAAGAACACUAUUGUCUCCGAAUCCCAACGAAAGCGGCGGACAAGAAACUGAAAAAUAAAUCUGAGUUCCAGCAAUCGGCUUUUAUCGAGAAUUCAUCAGAGGCUUCCAAGUUGAUUGAGAAGUAGUUCUUUGAAUUUGGUUGACUAACCGCCACCAAGGCUUACAGCUUAAGUUGCAAUUUGUCAUGGAGCUCGGCUCAUAUCGGAACAUGCAUGAUAACAGAGCAUCUGAACCAGAUCGACGAGAAGCCUCUGCCCCAGAGAAUCCAAUCCCGAUGGAGCAACCUCAUCCUUCUCUUCCUGCGGAAGUAAAUAUGGAUGUUGCAAUUACUGCCAAUGAAGUUAUGCGGGCUGGAGGCUUUGGUGCUACUUAUGAUAGCCGUAUCAUGCUUCCAGCUGCCAGCGAUUGCACUGAACUUAUGGACCAUCUUCGUGAUGUUCACGGAGAUGAAGGGUACAAGGAUGGCGACAUUAAAGCCACUGACAAAGUUGAAGAUGGCGUAACCCCUGAAGCUCAAGAGGCAGUAAAUAUGGAAGCUUCUUUCUUUUCUGAUGAUGUGAUACGGGCUGGAGGUUUUGGAGCUACAGAUAAUAUAAGCAGCUUUCUUCCUGUUGCAAGUGAUCAUACUGAUUUUGAGGGAAAUCUCCGUGAUGCUCGAGGUUAUGAAGAAUCCGAAGAAAAGAGCAGCCGGCCUGGCCUUGGCUGGAAGAGCGAAUGAGUCGCUGUUUAGAUGUGAACCAAGUAUCUGGCUUUUAUUGCUCCCUAAUAGCUAAGGUUAUUCCUAUUAUAGUUUCAAAACAAUUUCCUUGGACGAAGUUAUACAUAAUAUCUAUUUCUGCUAUCAAUUUUUCUUGUUCA
Salvia splendens (bonfire salvia) is the source of this 960-nucleotide messenger RNA. RefSeq lists its product as uncharacterized. Bases 287 to 820 code for a protein of 177 amino acids. The transcript is spliced from 3 exons. NCBI's taxonomy places the organism in Eukaryota, Viridiplantae, Streptophyta, Magnoliopsida, Lamiales, Lamiaceae. The record is from RefSeq and is a predicted model, not a curated record.